GUACAAAUAACUUUGAAGCAGAUCUUUCGAGAUUGGAGUGCAGAAGGACAUGCGGAACGAGAACAGUGUUACAAGCCAAUAAUCGACGAAAUAACCGAUUUCUUUAAUCCCAUGAAAUGUAAUAUAGAGAACAUCAAAGUACUGAUACCUGGGGCUGGAUUAGGUAGGCUAAUAUAUGAAAUUGCCUUCAGAGGGUACUAUUGCGAGGGAAACGAAUUUUCACUAUUCAUGCUUAUAGCAUCCAACUUUGUGCUAAACAGAUGCGUAAUUGAGAAUCAGUGUACCUUUUAUCCGUGGGUUCAUCAGUACGUCAACAAUCUCUCUGGGAACAAUCAAAUUGAAGCUAUUACAUUCCCCGAUGUAAGUCCCACGAAGUUUCCACCGAAGGGAACAAUGAAUAUGGUAGCAGGCGAUUUCCUUCAGGUUUAUCGUGAUGCCAACUACUGGGACUGUGUGGCUACAAGCUUUUUUAUUGACUGUGCCAACAAUGUAAUCGAGUUUGUGGAAGUCAUUUACAACAUAUUAAAACCCGGCGGUAUUUGGGUGAAUCUAGGACCACUCUUGUAUCACUUCAGCGACGUCCCUAGCGAAAAUAGCAUAGAACCAACGUACGAGGAUCUAAAUAUCAUUCGUUCCGUGGGUUUCAUUAUUGUGAAAAACAAAACCGAUGUUGUAACCAAAUACGCACAGAAUCCUACCUCGAUGCACCAAAGCGAGUACAAGAGCAUAUAUUUAGUUUGUCAAAAACCUGACUCUGUUGAGUAGUUUGCUGGAAAUGAAAUCGAACGAAAUAAAUUGAAUGCGAUAUCAAUCGUUUAUGCAACAAAUUA
Aedes aegypti (yellow fever mosquito) is the source of this 830-nucleotide messenger RNA. Its product is annotated as carnosine N-methyltransferase-like. NCBI's taxonomy places the organism in Eukaryota, Metazoa, Arthropoda, Insecta, Diptera, Culicidae. Gene Ontology annotation, molecular function: S-adenosylmethionine-dependent methyltransferase activity. The record is from RefSeq and is a predicted model, not a curated record.